CGACGACCGCGACCAACAGCGGGAAAACUUUUCUGCGGCACAGCACCUCCAAUUUUUACCAUCGUACUCCACUGACAAACAGAUCUUUGUAGAGGACCACGCUAUCUUUCUCCUUCCUGGCGCGAAGGAACGAAAGAGGCGACAUCAGUUUUCUGCGGCACGAGGACAUCUCCAUCUCCAGGUGUCGUCCUGUGCCGGAACAAUAUUGAACAAGCAAAUAAAUUUGCUGUGUCGCUGGGGCACCAGGUAAAAAGUACAACUCCCCGCUGCUUUUUAUUUUUUUUGCACGUUUUCGAAGCGUGGUCGUCGUGGUGCAGUGUUUGCAAGGAAGCCGGACAACAAAAACCAACUCUGCAAUCAAAAUCAUCUUUUUGUAUAAAAUUCCUCUACUCAAACUUCAAUAUUGCAAUAUAAAUUACAGGUAGCUGCGUCGUUACCGCGGAAGCGGCCUUAUUCGUGGUACCCCGCUCAGACGAGCGCGCGGCGGAAUAAACGAACCGUGCUUCAUAUACUGCGACGGCCGACGCGUAGUUCUUCUAGUAGUAUGCAUUGCAAAUAUCGAUCGGGGUCUGGAAGGAUGCACACUUGUCAUGCUGAUUCUGGAACGGGCGAGCAUCUACAUAAUUACAUAGUCAGCAAAAGAUGGGCCAUUUAGAUUUUCCUCUCCAAGGGACAGCAUGCUCUGUGUGCAUUCGAGCUUGUUUUUUUGCAGAUGCACAAACUGCAUCACAAAUGCCCCUAUGCCGUUCCGGAGCCUGUGCAGGCUUGCCUCCUCAGCGUUGCUGGACAAUGGCAAUGUCGGUGCGGUUGUUUUAGCAUCACAAAUGCCCCUUUCUUCCAGACGAAGAUAUGUUUGCAUUUGAUACAGAGGUACGUCCGUAGAACAAUUUAUGAUUUGCAGACGGGAAACAGUUGGAGACAUCAAUUUUCUGUGACGGCACAAGAACAUCAUCUCCGAGGGAGGUCAUUCUGUGCAGGGAACAAGCAAAUUUGCUGCGUCGCGGGAGGAGCAGCUGUGUACUUACUACCACUUUUUUUUUUUGGUAUUUUUUAUAUAUCUAACAGCGAAAGUAGGCACCUCAACUGAUGACUGAGUGACGUUUCGCUUGUUCAUCAUCAUCCUGCAGGUAUCUUCCGACCACUCGGACAAGCGCGCAGCGGAAUAAGCGGACCGUGCCUGUUCGACUGCGACGGCGACGGGUAGUUCUUUGUUCUCCUUCUUCUAUCCUGUGUAAAAACGCCCCCAACCCGUAGUCAAGAUGGAAGAUUUGCUACACAAAUCAACCAGCUGUGGCUGUUGCGCAUGAAAGGUUUGGCCUCGCAGUGUAAUCCUCUUCAGCUGUAGUUCUUCAGCUAGCAUAUCCAUCGCAGCUGAGUCGAGCAUGAAAAAUUCCGAAACGUCACGAAUAGGGAAUGCUUCUCAUGGGGCUCCGCAUGAGAAACAUUCUCAGCAUGCCGAUUUGCAUUACAACUACUGGGUGGGGAUGUUUUUCCAUAGGAGAUAUCUCAUCCGGACCACAGCCAAGUGCCCGCGUUCCUCUUUUGUGCUUUGCAAAUAUGUCUGGGUCUACUGGAAGGAUGCAAGGUUUUUCAAGCUUGUGUGGCAUGACUGAAGAGUUUUUGAUGCGUGUCCGAGAAGAAACCUUUUUGCUUGUGAUGCAAAAACGCAGUUUGUCAUGCGAAAAGCGCGACACUAAGAUGAAAGCCGCGCAAGUAUUUCUCAUGCUCGGCUGUGCAUAUUGCAGGGGAUUCACUAGCACCUAUUCACAAUCACAACCCAGCAUCAGAGAUGAAAUAAACUUGUCAUGCUCGGCGGUGCAUUUUACAGUGUGCUCAUUAUUCAUUGACAUGCAUCACAACUUUCCAGACUGGGACAUAUCUGCACUUGAUACAUCCCGCGAACACCUCUCGACGACCGCGACCAACAGCGGGAAAACUUUUCUGCGGCUAUCCUGUGCAAAAGUAUCGUACUAACUCGUAUUGCAAUCAUGCAUCACAAAUCUUUUUGUUAAUUCAAAUCCGCAUUACAAAUUUCAGUUCUCAUGCUGAGGAAAUUUGUAAUGAAAAUGAAAUGCUGAGGAAAUUUGUAAUGCAUUUAUACGAGUGCGAUACUUUUGCAGUUCAUAGCGGCACAGCACCUCCUUCAAUUUUUACCAUCGUACUCCACUGACAAGCAGAUCUUUGUAGAGGACCAGGUUAUCUUUCUCCUUCCUGGCGCGAAGCAGGAACGAAAAGGGUGCUGCAAGGAAGGAGCAGAUCCAGGAGCAUCGAACGUUUUGCCAUCAUCCAACCAGGACGGAAACUGCAAAGUAACAUCAACAUGCCGGUAGUAGAAGCCCACGGCCAGAUGACGCAAAUAAAAAGGGGGUCUACAAAUAUCAAAACGGUGGACAUUGGCACGCCUGCGAAAAGAAGACCGGGUAGUUGUGCGGUAAAAACAAAAAGAACAACGUUCUGCUCAUCUGCUACUUUGACUUUCGCUGGUGCAACAACAAAAACAUCUUCGUUUUCGGCGAGUCUCCGCGAUUUUUCGUCCCUCUUCCAGCGCUGGGUGAGUGUCAAGCUGCCAGCUAUGCGUUGCAUGACGAGUAUCGCACUAGUAUAGAAAUCGCAUUUACAAGUUGAGAAGUGCAGUUGGUAUAUGGUGAUUUUGUUACAACCGUAAAGGACACAUUUGUCAUGCGUGUUUGCUGCAAUGGGUUUUGUUUUUGAUUGUAUCUCGUACGAGUACGAUACUUUUGCACAGGAUUUCGAUGAUGGUGAUGCAACUGCUAUCCAAAGGAAAAAGUGUAUCAGUAAACACGUUGAUAGAUGCGUAGUUGCGACAAGACAAGCAGCACAAGCGACCGCUGCCAUGCCACAAAUGCUACAGCAGCUAUGGAGCGCCUAGUUUCGUGCGUGUUUUCCUCCUUUAACUUUACGAGCUCACUUUGUUGUUCUUUUUUAUGUAGUUGGUGAUGCAACGAAGACGAACGUGUUUCUUGCAUUUUUUUCAUGUGAUAGCCCUUCUUCCUGUUCUUCGCGGCGCAUGAGUUCUUGUUUCCAUUCUAGUACGCAUUGCAAAUAUGUCUGGGUCCUCCGGACCAACAAGAAAUGCAUAUCUGUAUUGCACAAUUCGAAUGCACCAGCCAAGACUUUCGAUGCAUAUUAAAGCGGAUCGGGGGGAGCACCGCUGCGUAGCGUGUCAUGCAAAUAAUAAAGUGCGGUUUGGUUUCUCGUCUUCACUCCAGGUGCGCAUUCUUGUGAACCCGUCGAAGUCGAAAAUUUGUCAGAAGUCGAAAAUUUGUCAUGCGUGGAUCGUAAGUGCUGUGCUGCAGCUCAAGCUGAAGUUCGUUUUUACAUUAAUCAACAAGGUGUGUCCUCGUGUUGACAAGUUUCCAGUCCCAGACAGAUUGCGGUCGAUACUUCUGUCCUCGCGUUCGACAUUGACUUCUCGGGAAUAUUCACGGGGGAGCACGACGACGGAUAUACCAAAACGGAGUUUAUUAACCUUCUCGAAACCAACAACCUCCAUCACGACCUCCCACCCGGCAUGAAUGCGGGGGAUGCUUUCGACAGUAUAAAUGACAUGAUAUAGUUUUUGUGCGAUCAUGUUGCACUCUUAUUAUGGGCCCACAUCGCAUGCAUUUCAUGUAGCUUUUGAGCAAAGUCUGCCAACACCAAAUGAAAGAUCGUGGGCAUCCAUGUUUGCACCUCCUGUGCUGUACUUGUAGUGGCGGGGACCUUCUACAUUGUGGAUAUUUUCGUCACAAAAUAAAAUAAAAAAUAAAAUUACCAGUUUUGAACCAGGACGGCGGGAAUCUCGAGUCGACCGACCUGGAAAACUGGAACGGCCAAGGAGACAACGAGCAUCAUCAUCUGAGUACCACAGAAUGGGAGCGAGCCUGGGCGACCUCCAUCGGGACUUGUGCAACGAGCUGGGACGACUAUAGAGACGAACAUCCUCAUGAACAGGGUGGCCUAAAUGAGGAGCAGUACAACGCAAUAGCCGGGGAAGACGGCCACCUGAAAUACAAGGAAAUGUACGACCACAGCCAAAUCUCCCACGACGCACAAUACGGAAUUACAUGCUAUAAUUCGUAAUGCCUAUGCCAUGAUUUAUUGCGAUCAGUUGAGUAUGAAUCUUUUUCAUCCACCUCGCGCCUGUCGAACACUGUGCGCUUGCGCAGGCAAGUUGUCGGGCCACAACACGCCUGGAGGUCCCACAUCAUGCUAGUUGUGCACUCUAUCGCACAAAAAUGAUGAAAAACACGCUUGUAGUAUUUGUCAAUCGGGUCUGCCAUAGUUAGUACUCGACCAUUCGUGAACAUAUGGUGUAAUACGAAUUUUUUUUCCUGGGAUAGUGGCGCGGCCGUUGAAAAGGAGAACCUGAGCAACCAGUGGACGAGCGACGGGGGCAUGGAGUACGACGAGUACCAGAUAGCAGCGGAAACUCACGACCUCGGAGAGUGGGAGCAUGAUCACCCGAUGACGAGGAUAUCAAAUGCAAAUAUGUCUGGGUCUGGAAAGUUGCAAUUUGUAGAGUGCUGGUCUUGCAUAAUGGGAUCUGUAUUGCAUGACCCACAAAUAAAGUCGCAGCCUCUCUUGUCAUACAAAAACGCAGUUUCUCAUGCGGAGCGCGUAUGAGGAAGCGUUCUGCAAACUUGUCAUGCUCUCCUGCAUGAGGGAGCGUUUGCGUCAUGCGCAUUUUAGCAGCACAAUUUUUCAGACCCAGACAUAUUUGCAAUCCAUAGGACGACGACUUCCACCAGGCAGUCGGGGAACACAUGACCAAGGAGGAAUAUCUCGCCCUGCGUGCGCCGGAGGGCGGACAGGUUGGAAUCUUCCACUAUAGCUCCUUGCAUUGGUUGGAUUCAGUAGGUGUUUUCCACUAUAGCUCCUUGCAUUUAUUUUUCGGAACUGGUCGUGACACUAGUUAUCCGAGUUUGUUUGAUAACCUUAUUUCGUUCCCCAUCAAGAACAAAAUCACUUGUUUCAGGGUUAUCGCAGUGAAGCAGCGCCCUACUUUCAUCUUUUUUCCUUCGAUAUCCAUACUGUCAUGUUUUGCAUGGACGAUCGGAUCUGUGAGGUUGACGCGCUCUGCUUUUGCAUCUUCGCGAACACGUGAGUUUCUGAUCCGUUUCUGCAGGUCUGAAACAAUAAAAAGAAGUCCUCGACUAAGUAUAGAUAUUUUUACACACAGUGUCUCACAAUUACAUGUUUGUAGUGUGGUGCAAGCUAGCAAGGCACCAGCUGUGUUUAAAAAUGGAAAAGAUGAAAAUAUGAUGGCAACUUUGUUCGGCGUGAUACGAACGUGGGUGGGGACUUACAGCUUCUUGGACGUACUGCUGCCGCAGGAGCCCUUGGCCUCACAGCUAUCAAGCUGUUGUCCAACAAGAGCAAGGAGAAAGCGAAAGCGAAGGGCUCACGUGAAGAAAAGGAACCCCUGUUGGGUGACGGGAAAAAAGAAUCUAAAAAGGGCGCAGGAAAAAAAGUGA
Molecule: messenger RNA, 5477 nt
Organism: Amoebophrya sp. A120
Lineage: Eukaryota; Dinophyceae; Syndiniales; Amoebophryaceae
Source: the annotation of a GenBank genome assembly